Messenger RNA from Caenorhabditis elegans, 1103 nucleotides. It is a transcript of the gene let-767, whose product is annotated as Very-long-chain 3-oxooacyl-coA reductase let-767. Gene Ontology annotation, molecular function: very-long-chain 3-oxoacyl-CoA reductase activity; 17-beta-hydroxysteroid dehydrogenase (NADP+) activity. NCBI's taxonomy places the organism in Eukaryota, Metazoa, Nematoda, Chromadorea, Rhabditida, Rhabditidae. The record is from RefSeq and is marked reviewed. The transcript has 5 exons. Bases 1 to 1014 code for a protein of 337 amino acids. Gene Ontology annotation, biological process: fatty acid biosynthetic process.
AUGGAGUCGUCUGACAAUUUACAUGAUAUAGAUAAUCUUGAAAACGGUAACAUGGCUUGCCAGUGCUUCUUGGUUGGAGCCGGAUACGUGGCUCUUGCAGCUGUGGCUUAUCGUCUUUUGACGAUUUUCUCGAAUAUUUUGGGCCCAUACGUUCUUCUGUCGCCAAUCGAUUUGAAGAAAAGAGCUGGAGCUUCUUGGGCUGUUGUCACCGGAGCCACUGACGGAAUCGGAAAAGCAUACGCCUUCGAAUUGGCUCGUCGUGGAUUCAAUGUCCUGCUCGUUUCGCGUACCCAAUCAAAACUCGAUGAGACGAAGAAGGAGAUUCUCGAGAAGUAUUCCAGCAUUGAGGUCCGCACUGCCGCCUUCGACUUCACCAACGCUGCUCCUUCUGCUUACAAAGAUCUUCUCGCCACCUUGAACCAAGUAGAGAUCGGAGUUCUUAUUAACAACGUUGGAAUGAGCUACGAAUAUCCAGAUGUACUUCACAAAGUUGACGGUGGAAUCGAGCGUCUUGCAAACAUCACCACCAUCAACACUCUUCCACCAACAUUGUUCUUAACUCAGCUCUCCGCCGGAAUCCUUCCACAAAUGGUCGCACGAAAGGCUGGAGUCAUUGUUAAUGUUGGAUCUUCAGCUGGAGCAAAUCAAAUGGCUCUCUGGGCUGUGUAUUCAGCUACAAAGAAGUAUGUCUCCUGGCUCACCGCUAUCCUCCGAAAAGAAUAUGAACAUCAAGGAAUCACUGUCCAAACUAUUGCUCCAAUGAUGGUCGCCACAAAGAUGUCAAAAGUCAAGAGAACUUCAUUCUUCACUCCAGACGGAGCCGUGUUCGCUAAAUCAGCUCUGAACACUGUUGGAAAUACCUCAGACACCACCGGAUACAUCACGCAUCAACUUCAACUCGAGCUCAUGGAUCUCAUUCCAACAUUCAUCCGCGACAAGAUCCUCACAAAUAUGAGUGUCGGAACUCGUGCUGCUGCUCUCAGAAAGAAGGAAAGAGAAGCCAAAUCUCAGUAAUUUCUCGACGUUAUUUUGUAGAAUCUAAAUCAGUCCAAUCCAUUCAAUUAUUGCUAUUUAUUUAUGUUAUAUAAAGUUUUUGUUUUUAC